AGUUAAACUUGAAGUUCAGUUAGUCACUGUCAGUGACCGUUGUUAGUCGCAUUUUGUUGCUUACGAUUUACCGCGGCUGUACAAGGACAAAGUUACGCUUUCUGAGAUAAAAAGUAUGAAAUUAAUUUAAUUUUAACAUUAAUUAAUCGUGUUUUAGUGAAAUUUCGGUUAUUGAAUAAUGCAGUUUGAUUAGCUUAUAAAUGUUUAUUUUGUCGUGAUUUCGCGUCCUGUGUCCUAUUGUUUGUGAUUGGGUCAACCUGUGCUUUAGAUAUGGAAGGAUGUUAUUAGCGAUUAUACUGUAAACAUCCUUGCUUCUACUUAAUUUGAUGGGAUUUUGUAACUGCGGCUGAGCGCGUAAUGGUGCGCGCUGCAGUGUUCCUGCUGGCGGUAGCACUGUGCCGCGCCGGCACCCUUGAUUCCGAAUUGGGCGUCGGUAAAUCCAUCAACAUAUUUAUGAGAUAUGGCUACCUCAGUAUUUGUAUGCGAGUGGUUCCACGUAAUGACACAGAGUCCUGGGUAUUUCGGGAGCCAACAGUCAGUGUGUUCAGGGACGUGGAAAAGUUCACAGUGGCGCCGAAACCUCGACAUGCGAAGACACUCUUCGACGGCGAUUUUCACAUGGAGUUCUGCGAUAACCUGAAACAGUUGCUGCAGGCGUAUUUCAGAGAUUUCAGCUUUGAGAGAUUAGAGCGGCCAUGGCGAGCGUUCACAGCGGGUUGGCCGACAGAUAUCAUGGCGCGGAAUUUGGGUAUCAACUCCUCUUUUAUCAACGGGGACCACUGCUAUGUACUUGUUAGGGUGUCGAGGUUUCGUGAAACGGCAAAACUAAGCGAUUUACCACCAAAUGUCCCGGUGGAGGAUGUAGUAUUCGAUGCCAUAAAAGACACCACUAUUGGCGACACGGUAUCUAUAGCAGAUUUCAUCAGAAAAUACGGAUCACAUUAUAUAGCAUCUUAUAUAACUGGAAAUUCAUUAUACCAGGUGUUUGUGUUCUCUCGUGGCGUGUACUCCCGGAUCAAAGAGCGUGUUAAGUCGCGGGGCGUGUCAGACAUACCCGCAGCUGAAAUGAACAAUUUCUUCUCCCCGUUAUUCGCGGAACACGUUGGCGCUGUGAAGGUAUUUGUGUUCUCUAGAACCGCAUACUCUAUGAUCAAAGAGAGACUUAAAAGCAAGGGCGUGGCUGAUAUAACUGCUAAAGAGUUGGAAGGAUAUUUCUCGCCAUGGCAGGCCAAGCAUAUUGGCCAGAUCAAGGUGGCGAGUGGAAAUAAAACAGUGGAAAGUUGGGCGAUGAAACGCCUCAGAGUACACUAUUAUAUAUUUUCGUACCCAAGUCUUUUAAAGCUGCACGGAGAGCCGGCGCUUUUAAGAAAUUUAGAUACAUUAUUAGGAAAUGAAGCCUUAUUACAAUUAGAAUUAAAGACAUUAGCGCCUGCUUUUAAAGACGCGCAAAAAAGAAAGUGGUUUGAAGAAGUGAUAGACAAUUAUUUAAAAUUGUGGGAGAGUAAUAUGUGAUAGAUAUUUUAAAGGGCAGAUUUUAAGAUGCACUCCAACCAUUCUGAACCUCGCAUUUUCCGGCUCGAUGGACCAAAAAUUUUCGAUUCGAGAAACAUUAAAUUCUUACUUAUUAGAUAAACUAUAUGUUCUAUUUUGGUCAAAUGAAUACUAGAAGCUUGGAGAAUCUUAAAAUUUAACCCUUAAAUAGUGCUGACAAGAGUAUUUUAGUUUAUAUUUGAUUUAUGAGAGAAUGCUAUAUUUUUCUGUGAUUGAUCAAUAUUUAUUUUUAUAACGAUUAAUUUUCCACCAGUGUAAGUACAAACAAUUAUAGUUUUAAUAUUCGUCCAUUAUAAAGUACUGUAUAUUUUUGAAACCUUAUACAAAAAAAUUAUUGCAUUUGUAUUUUUAUAUAAAGGCCAAUUUGUAUUUAAAAUAUAUAUUUCGUCGUCCUGAUUGCAUUUUAUAAGGUUUGUUGAUAAAUAUAUUGUGAUUCCUCUUUACAAUGUUUAUGAAGGUAUAAUCUAAAAGCGGUCACGUUCCUUACUACUACAUUUUAACGUCAUUUGCUUACUUAAGUGCGAACUUUAAAGUCAGAAUAUGGUCGUAAAAUAAUACCUGUUUUAAACAAUUUUAAGAGUCAAAAUUUAGGGCAACAAAUGGUCUCUAGAGAUUCUCUAUAUGUCGAAACUACGAACGAACUAAAUUAGUCGAAUCUCUCUUCGAAAUUCUCUUUUAGCUCAUCGUCUUACAAAGUAUUUACGAUGUAAUGUAAAGAGACAGACUGUAGUUGGAAGAGCAAUUAGACCAAUUGUUUUUAUAAAGAGGUAAAUAUAGGAAUCGGUGACUAUAAAUUUUUUUGUGGUUGGAGAAAGUUUUAUUUCCAUAGCUGACGUGGCGAGAACCACAUUUAUUGUUACAAAAAAUAUCGAUAAAUAUGUAUAUUUAAUUUUAUAAUUCAGAUGUCUACUUAUUUAUUUUUUAAUUUAUUUUAACAUGAUCAAACACGAUGCUGCAUUUACAACCCAACAGUGUUCUUAUUGUAUUAAAAUGUGUAAAUAUGUUAGUAUGUAAGAAUAAACAUAUUUUAUGAA
Molecule: messenger RNA, 2585 nt
Organism: Pieris napi
Lineage: Eukaryota; Metazoa; Arthropoda; Insecta; Lepidoptera; Pieridae
Gene: tsl
Product: torso-like protein
Exons: 8
Coding region: 358-1512 (384 amino acids)
Source: RefSeq, a predicted model, not a curated record